UAAAUAUUGAUGCCUGUAAACUCAGCUUGUUAAUACGUCAAGCAGUUUGAUUCGAACGAAAAAUGUUCAAAUUAUUAGCUUUUACCGUUGUGACGUUAGUAGUGCUUUAUCAGCCAUUUGGUGCAGAGGCAUCCACCAAAGAUGACGUCAAAAAAGCAUUCCAUAGUCUUAUGGCAGAAAUAGACAGAGUUUUAACCCAAGCUCAGGACGCUCUCAAUAAGGCCUUAGACAAAGUUAAAGCUAAAGCAACAGAAUUAGAGGGUAAAGCAAGCGCUGAACUGGACAAGGUUUUAAAACCACUUAGAGAGAAAUUGGAUGACUUAGUUGCUAAAGCUAAAGCCAAAGGUUUUGAUGUUGCCAAAUGUCAAAAUUACGUGGACGAUUUUUCCCAAACACCCAACACCCUUGCCCAGGACCUAAUUGAAUGUAUCAACAAACAAAUAUCGAAAGCUCAAGAUUUGGUUAAUGAUGCACUGAACAGAUCCAAAGCAAUCGAGCAAGAUCUCAACACUAUCGAUGCUGAUAUUGACAAUUGUCACGGAAACGCUUGGAAGCAAGCGAAAUGCUAUGCAAAAAUUCUCGAGAGAAUUGAAAAAGAUACUAAAGACGCACCAGCGAAAAUAUUAGCCGAUGUUACUCAAGUUACGGAGUUGGUUACGGACUUGCUCCCUCAUUUGGAGGAUUGUUCUGUGGAGGAAUUGAAGCAUUCUGGAGAACAGGCUGCAAAGGAUGUGGCAGAAUUUGCUAUUUGUGCCGCAGUUUAAAAAUCCAGAAAUGGAAAUAUCUAAUUUCUUUCAACAUACAAUAUAAUUUUCAGUGAAUAAUAAAACUCAUAACAAUAAUUUAUUUUGUUUCUCAAAUUGUCAAGAUUUCCUAACAACAAAAUCUCUAUAUUAUGUUUGUUAAUAACUAUUUAAAUAAUUAAAAUACUCAUCUUCCAAAGUACUUAUAUUUCUCAAUUUUUGGGGAUCCCCCAUUAGAUCAUAAUAUUAUCAUAAAACAAAAUAAAUACCUACUCUAAGUGCCUGCCUAUACUUAUAAGUACCUACUUGCUGUUUUUUAUUUACAGGUAUUUGCCAAAAAUUAUUAGGAAAUUUUGCU
Ceutorhynchus assimilis (cabbage seed weevil) is the source of this 1101-nucleotide messenger RNA. Lineage: Eukaryota; Metazoa; Arthropoda; Insecta; Coleoptera; Curculionidae. The record is from the annotation of a GenBank genome assembly.